Phycomyces blakesleeanus NRRL 1555(-) is the source of this 1417-nucleotide messenger RNA. RefSeq lists its product as hypothetical. Gene Ontology annotation, biological process: snRNA import into nucleus. Gene Ontology annotation, cellular component: nucleus; cytoplasm. The record is from RefSeq and is a predicted model, not a curated record. NCBI's taxonomy places the organism in Eukaryota, Fungi, Mucoromycota, Mucoromycetes, Mucorales, Phycomycetaceae. The coding region runs from base 23 to 1252 and encodes 409 amino acids. The transcript is spliced from 5 exons.
CACCAUACCACAUAAAGAAAUAAUGAGCACUUUUAAAGGGUUUCUAUUUCACGAUCCUAAGAAGGCAGAGAAUUCUACGCAGCAAGAAUCAGACGAGCCGGUAACGGCAACAAGAUUUGAAAAUUCAAAGGGAUCUUUGAAUGUAGAAGCUCUGUCAGAACGAUUCGAGCAAGUAAUGCAAACCAAUAACGACGUUAAUGGUGACCAUUUAAACUCUCUUUCAAACCGACAAGAAGGCUUUAGGAGUUUUAGAACUCCGUUGAUGAACCGUACUUUGGCAGAUAAUCAGGAGGCAAGACGAAAAAAGGCUUUAGAGCUGCAAAAGAAGGUCAGAGAUGAACGUAUUUCACAAGCCAGGCUCAAGGCUUUGGCAGGUGUCUCGGACGAUGAAGAUGAAGAUGAAGACGAAGACGAAGACGAGGGAGAAGAAAAAGAAAAUGGAAAUCAACCUUAUUUUUCCUCCAAAAGAAUGCGAGACUCGGAUGAUGAAAUGGGAGAAAACAAGCUGUUGUGUAUGAGUGAUAAAUACACAGCCAAAAAUAAAGGCAAGGGAAAGAAAAACAAGAAGAAGAAUAAAAAUAAAAAUAAAAACCACAAGUACAAGGCACCAGAAGAGUUCACAGAUCUAGUCAUGUACGCUGAAACAAUGGAAGAUAUUCCAGAGGAUUUGAACACGAGCUGGUCAAUGGUAGUCUGUCCAGUAGGAAAGCGGUGCGUAGUGACAGCUGCUAGAGGAGAGACAAUUGUGCGUUCAAGAAGUGGCCGUAUUAUGAAAAGGUUUCAGUCAACUCUUCCAAACGGAUCCCGGGGCUCCAGAGCAUCUUCAAAUUCUGACUACUGCAUUCUUGAUUGUUUGUAUAAUGUUGAGGGUUGGACAUUUUAUGUUCUAGAUAUUUUGUGUUGGAAGGGAUACUCUAUUGUAGACUGCGAUACCGAAUUCAGGCAUUUUUGGCUUCAAACCAAGCUAGAUCCCAGUGAGCUGGACAGACCUACUUCUGUAAACGGAUUUCACAAAUUCAUACCACUACACCGACUGCCACCUACCGAAUUGCCGAGUUUAUUGGGAAAUGUGAAUGAAUACGUCAAGCAGGUCCUCCAGCGAGAGUAUGCAGUCGAUGGGCUCUUGUUUUAUCACAAUGCAGCAAAGUACACACCAGGAUCGACACCUCUGGUUUGUUGGGCACCCCUCGAUCAACUUGGGAACCUCUUUUUAGGUCAAAGACCUGUAGCCAAUGAUACAGAAAUGAGUUAAUAAUUAUUAUGGUUGGUACCCAGGGUAAAUAAUAGCAGCAAGGAUAGUAAAAGAGAAAGAAAAAAAAAGGUUCACGAUUUUCUUUGCUACAUUAAUUAUAUACCAAUCUAAUGAGUUAAGAUCAUAUCUGUAUUUUCAAACCGAAUAAAACCUAUUUUCUAUCCU